Messenger RNA from Anoplopoma fimbria (sablefish), 4354 nucleotides. RefSeq names its product ral GTPase-activating protein subunit beta-like. Gene Ontology annotation, molecular function: GTPase activator activity. Gene Ontology annotation, biological process: regulation of small GTPase mediated signal transduction; activation of GTPase activity. The transcript has 33 exons. The record is from RefSeq and is a predicted model, not a curated record. Lineage: Eukaryota; Metazoa; Chordata; Actinopteri; Perciformes; Anoplopomatidae.
CCUGUGUGUGUGUGUGUGUGUGUUUGAAGCUGAAGCUGAAGCUCAUUCACCUGGACUCACCUGUGCAGGUGAGCAGUGAUUGAAGCCAUGGACCAAUCACUGUCCAGUGGGCGGAGUCAUGUGAGCGUGCUCAGUUGUUUCCCGCCCUCUGUGGGCAGAGACAUUGCUGUUGCUGUGGUGAAGCCCCUGAGAGCUGGCCUGGGAAACCCUGACACCCGCAGCCUUCUGCGCACAGACAGACAGGUGAAGUGGACGAUGGAGGUGUUGUGUUACGGUUUGACCCUCCCAUUGGACGGUGACACCGUCAAACACUGUGUAGACGUCUACACUGAUUGGCUGAUGGCCCUGGUUUCCCAAAGAGACUCCAUCCCUCCUCCAAUCAGCAGAGAGCCCAACCAGUACACCCAGAAGAUCCUCCGACACCUGUACAGCCUGUUCCUGUCCAGGUCGGACCAUGCCAGUCUGGCGUUCCUGUCUCUCUGUCAGCAGGUGUUGUGUGCAGUUCAUUCGUUGGCCAGAGACAGUGCUGUGAUGAGCAGAGACACCUGGGAGACUCUGCUGAACUUCCUGCUCUGCAUCAACCACACCAUGCUGGCUACAGGCGGUGUGUCAGAGCAUCUGUCUCACCUGUCGAUGGAGGUGCUGUUCGAGGUUUGGUUGCUGUCUUGCUCUCGGUGUUUUCCGUCUCGCUCUCUGUGGCAGAUGGGCCAACAGACGUUGAGCAGCUGCAGACAUCAGCUCGCAGUGGUGGAGCAGUGGAGCCGAGUCAUAGCCGCCCUGACCUCCAGGUUGUUGCUGUUGACCCACGGUCCGUCCUUCCCUCACUUUAUAGUCCCAGAUGAAGACGCUGCUCUGAUCCCUGCCGACAUGAACGAACACAGAAUCCCUCAGACGUGGUUCAGGUUCCUGCACCUGCUCAGUAACCCGGUGGAUCUCAUUCGCCACGUGGUUAGUUCGACUCCUUCCUCCCAUGAAGAACCAUCAAGAGGAGAAAAUCAGUUGCCAAACAUCUUCUUCAGAGCCAUGAGAGGAGUCGGCACGCUGGUCGACGCCUUCCUGGGUGUGACUGUAGUCACCAAAGAACCAUCAGAGCUUCUGCAUAACACUGGACUUACAUCAAGGAUCCAUUUCAGAGACCGGUUGCCUUCUCUCGGUGUUGCUGUUACCAGGAGCCCGUUCAGAGACCGCCACCCUUCUCACGGUAUCUCUCGACCUCGUUCUGGCAGUGCCCCACCCAUCCCGGUGAACAUACUGAGCGUGCCCAUUUCUCCUCCCACCACCACGUCCCCCCCUCCACACAACAAACAACUAAAACCUGUGAAUGUUUCCAAGGCAACGAGCAAACCCCUUGCGGCAUCUUCCCCCCCACAUCACUGGAAGUCGUCCUCCCCUCCUUCCCUCUCCCACCAACCUCUGUGCUCCUCCCCCAGACCCUCCCCGUCCCCACUCAGGUGUAACGUGGACUCCCUCCUCCACCUGUUCGGCGACUGGCUCUUUGAUGCUGCUCUAAUCAACAGAGACUCUGGUCUGCCCGCUGGUCACAGUGAUGUCACUGCGAUGUCAGCGAGGUGGACGGCUGGUAGAGCCGAGGCCUGCGGGACGCUCUGCAGGAUCUUCAGCUGUAAGAAAACUGCAGAGGACAUCCUGUCCGUCUACCUGUCCAGGUUCUACCUGGUUCUCCUUCAGGGUCUGCAGGUGUCGGAGGAGGUGUGUCCUCCCGUUCUGGCCUCCAUCCUGCUGAACUCCACUUGUCUGUUCUGCUGUGACCUCAGAGGAGUCAACCUGCUGCUUCCUUCCUUCAUCUCAGCCGUGGAGAAAGUGCUGCUGGACAGAGAGCUGUUGAGGUAUAAGAGUUUUGUGAGUCCGGUGGAUUUGAGGCGAGCCUCCAUCCUGGUCCUGCUGACUGUGCUGCCCCUCCCUCUGCAGUUUGGAUCUGUCCGAUCAGAGGUGUUACUGGACAGGCGCUUCAAUGGUGAUGAUGUCACAGGAGGUAACUUCCUGUCCCUGAAGCCCCGCCUCAUCGGUGUUCUGAUUGGAGCUCUGCAGACAGAGACAGACACCUCCAACACACAGAUAAUACUCGCGGCCAUGUUGAACCUGGUUCAGGACUCGGCUCUGUCAAUGGCUGCAGUACAAUUCAGCAGGUGAGUCCACUCACGUGGAGCCAGUAGACCCAGAUGGACCAGGGGAACCAGUGGACCCAACACAGCAGAGAUCCUGUGGGUUCAGUUUGUGCGUCUGCUGACUCAGCGAUUGACGGCACAGUGGAGGACCGACUCAGCAGUUUGUCUCUCUGCACUGGAAGUACUGGGAGGACUGGCUAAGGUGGAGGUGAGUGUGGAGGAGAGUGAGAGGAGGCAGGUGAUCACCUCAAUCUGUUGUUACAUCGUGUUUCAGUGCAGUCGUCCUCCUCCGCUUCACUCCAGAGAUCUGCACUCCAUCAUCGUCGCUGCUUUCCACUGUCUGAACGUCUGGUUAACUCAACACCCCGCCAUGCUCGACCACCAGGAGUGUUUGUUGGAGGUCCUGGAGAUAGUGGAACUGGGAAUCUCAGGCAGUAAGUCCAGACAGGAAGAGGAAGUGAAGUGUAAAGAGGAGAAAGAACUGAACCCGGCCUCUCUGAGGGUGAAGGAGGCCGCAGAGGCCACGCUGAGCUGUGUUAUGCAGGUUUCGGGGGCCUUCCCAUUCCUCGGAGGCCUGCUGGGUGAGGACGCUCUGAUUGGCUGCUCCACUUUGAGUGACAGCAGUAUGAAGAAAUUCAGAUAUUUGGUGGUGGACCGAUCAGUCAUCUUGGCCAUGCUGGAACAACCACAGAGACCUGAACAGGCGCCAUGUCCGUCACUCACAGUGCUGAUCAGAGGACCAUCAGGAGGUCACACCUGGACUCUACAGCUUCACCUGCAACCCAGAGAGGGAAGAACAGAAACACAGCAAACUCAAAUCCCAGAACAGCGCGGUGCAGCCCAGGAGGAUGCUGGGAUAAGAUGUGGUGUCAAACAUCAGCUGUUUCCUGAACACAUUGACAGAGUUGCUUUCGUUAAAGCAGAUCUAAGUAUUCCAACUCUGCAGGAGACUGUUACUGAGGAGAUGCAGCACCAACUGGAGCGUCUUCAAGCAGCGUUGCAGAGGCAGCGACAUGUCGAAGCUCGGCCGCAAGUAAGCGGACGCUCGGUUGUCAUGAACACCUGCAGGCCGCCGCCUCCUAUUACCAACUUCCAGACAGCGAGACUCUUCCUGUCCCACCUUGGCCUGCUGACACCUGAGACCUUGAAGAGUCCAGGUACCAGCGGUGUCCCAGCUCAGCUGGUGUCUCUGGACUCGUCACUUCCAGGUUUCUCUGAGGAUCUGAGACGUCUGGACCAACUGCCGUCCAGAAACUGUGACUCCGCCUUCAUCUUCUACAUGAGAGCAGGACAGAGGACAGCUGCUGAGAUUCUGAAGAAUGUGGAGUCCAGCUGCAGCGUCCAGUCUCACUUCCUGGACUUCCUGUGGUCUCUGGGUCGGCCAAUGGAGGUGGGACGACGACAGGGGGGCGGGUUCAACACUAACAGUUCAGAAUUCCCUGCUGUGCUAGGUGACAGUGGAGGAGGCGUGUUUAAUGGAGAGAGGUUUGUCCUGAUGUACACCGACGCUCUGACAGAGAUCACCUUCAUCAUACCCUCAUCAUCACACAUGCCUGAUUUGUCGAAGAGUCCCGAGGAGGCGGAAACUCCAACUAGGGUGCCAUCAAACCCUCAGAGUCCUUUUGAUCCCAGCAAAGACUCCAGCCCUAAGCCAAGUAGUUCUCCGGUUGAAGACAUGAAGUCUUCUCGUUUUGAGCUGUCGUCUGUUGGCUCUGAAUCUAAACUCCUGAUAGUCUGGGUCGAACGCUUCGAGGAUAUCGAGAGUUUCCCUCUAUCGGACCUUCUGUCAGGGACGAAGACAGAAACACCGACCAGUGUGUCAAACGUCCAGCUGAUCUUCGUACAUCCCCUGAAAACUGGACUCUACCGGAUUUGUUUCCAUGGAAACAUCACCAGCAAGUUCAGUUUGGUGGUCCCAUUGGUCAACGGGAGUGUCGUCAGCAAGAGGUCUUUGGGUUUCCUGGUCAGAGAGACGGUGAUCAACUGUUGCCAUCGGCGACGGCUGGAGAGCGACUCCUCCCCCCCGUCCCAUGUCAGAAGAAAGCACAUGAUCAAUGACAUCAUCCUUCGUUAUCGCAAGCGCUGCUCUGAGCCUGCCUUUUACGCCGCCCUGUUCCAGGACCCCUGAACCCCCAUGACCUUUAACCUCCCUGACCAACCAGCUCCUCUGUUACCAAGCCAACCUGAUGUUUUAAUUUGUGUGUCACCUGAGAGGUUCAAUAAACUUUGUG